This is a messenger RNA of Anarrhichthys ocellatus (wolf-eel), 4432 nucleotides long. RefSeq names its product E3 ubiquitin-protein ligase TRIM39-like. Bases 111 to 1751 code for a protein of 546 amino acids. The record is from RefSeq and is a predicted model, not a curated record. The transcript has 2 exons. Lineage: Eukaryota; Metazoa; Chordata; Actinopteri; Perciformes; Anarhichadidae. Gene Ontology annotation, molecular function: zinc ion binding; protein binding.
GCAACUGGUGAGCUGCGGCCGACACAAGUCUGUGUACGAGGAUUAAUACGACUUCAAAAGGAUUUUUGGGCUUUUCUCCAACAUUUCUUGAACUCCUUCAGAGUAUCACCAUGUCAGCUGCCAGCUGUCUGCUGUCUGAAGAGCAGUUUUUGUGCUCCAUCUGUCUCGAUGUUUUUACUAGUCCAGUCACUAUACCAUGUGGACACAACUUCUGCAAAGACUGCAUCACACAGCACUGGAACAUUAACAGUGUUCAGUUCCGGUGUCCCAUGUGUAAAAAGCAUUUUAAAACUCGCCCUGAGCUGCCCGUCAAUACUUUCAUAUCCGAGAUGGCUGCAGAGUUCAGACAGUCGGCUGAAAAGAAACAAAACGAGGACUCGGUCAUUGCCAAACCAGGGGAAGUCCCCUGUGACAUCUGCUCCGGCCUCAAACUGAAGGCUCUGAAGUCGUGUUUGACGUGUUUCGCCUCCUACUGCGGUAUUCACCUGGAGCCUCAUAUGACAGCCGGCCCCCUGAAAAGACAUUCGCUGACUGAUCCUGUGGCAAACAUGGAGGCCAGGGUGUGUACCAGGCACAGAAAAACACUGGAGCUGUUCUGCAAGACUGACCAGACAUGUGUGUGCUCGCUCUGCACUGUCUCGGAACACAUGGCACACAACAUCGCUGCUCUGAAAGAUGAAUAUGAAGUAAGGAAAGCGGAGCUGGAGCAGGAAGAGGCUGCAAUCCGGCAGAUGAUACAGGAGAGGAAGCUCAAGAUCCAGAAAACUAGACGCUUAAAAAUGCACAGUCAGGAAGAUGCCGAGAGAGAGAUAGCAGACGGUGUUCGUAUCUUCACCAGUCUGAUGCAGACGGCCGAGAGAGACCUGAACGAGAUCAUUGAGAUGAUUGAAGAGAGGAAGAAGACGACGGAGGAACAGGCCGACAGCUUCAUCAAAGAACUGGAACAAGAAAUCUCUGUAUUGGUGAAGAGAACUGCCGAAGUGCAGCAGCUCUCACUUACUCAAGACCAUCUUCAACUCCUCCAGAGCUUCACACCCAUGAACAGCGCUCUAUGCACCAAGGACUGGACGGAGGUCAGCCUCUGUCUGCCAUCAUACGAGGGGACUGUGGUGAACGCUGUGGUUGAGCUGGAGGAGACGCUCAGCAGGGAGAAGCAGCAGCUGCUUCAUGAGGCCAGGAUGAAGAGGGUCCAGCAGUACGCUGUGGAUCUGAUCCUUGAACAUCGUACUGCUAAUCCCUGGCUCGUCCUGUCCGAGGAUGGGAAACAAGUGUGGUGUGGUGAGGUGAGGCGAGACCUGCCAGACAACGCAGAGAGAUUUUCUCUUUAUGCCAAUGUAUUGGCACAGCAGAGUUUCUCCACUGGAAGGUUUUACUACGAGGUCCAGGUUACAGGGAAGACCGACUGGACCCUGGGAGUGGUCAGAGGGUCAGUGAACAGGAAGGGAAUAAUACCACUGAGCCCUGUGAAUGGCUACUGGGCUGUGGGUCUGAGGAACGGAAACGAGUACUUGACUCUUGCCAGCCCUGUUGUCAGCCUCAGUCUGAUCUCAAGGCCUCAGACAGUGGGGGUGUUUGUGAGUUACGAGGAGGGUCUGGUCUCCUUUUAUGAUGUGGACGCUGCGGUUCAUCUCAACUCCUUCACUGGCUGCUGCUUCAUUGAGGAACUCAGUCCCUUCUUCAGUCCCGGUCUUCAUCACGGUGGCACGAACUCCGCCCCUCUGACAAUCUCACCGGUCACCCCCACUGACUAGAUUUGAUUAUUCUUUUAGUCAUUUGAGAAGAGGAAGUCAAAGCAUCAAAGCCACAUUAACUGAGUUGAAAGCACUAACAGGCAGACACUCAACGAACAAACUAUCAUCUCAUCAAAUGCGUAUGCACUUAUUCAUGUUUUUGUAUUCAUAUUGUUCUAUUUUUGUAUGUAUAGUGAAGGAGUUUUGUGUUGCUGAAAUCAUUCCCUCUGCCAUGCUGGCUGUUACGAUAUCGCUUUAGUGCUUCCACAGUAAGUGACGGGAGGGAGGGCUGUGGAUUUUAUCCCACGUCACUUACAUUGGACAGGAUAUGUAAGGAUAUUCAGAUAAUUCAUAAAACAUAAAACAACUAUUAUCUGUGUAAAGAUAUAGUGGAGUAAUGUUUACCUCAUCAAAGAAUGAUGUCACUUUCUCUGUGUGUGUGUGUGUGUGUGUGUGUGUGUGUGUGUGUGUGUGUGUUAUCAGAGCUUGGUGUGCCUUUAAGGUCAUGUGAGAGUGCUGGUUAGCUCUGCUUGUGGCCCCCAGUCGAACACCGUUAGCUCUGUUAGCACCAUUUGUUGCUAGCUGCUGGCUCAGCUGUCCUCUUGCCGAGAGCCAUGCGGAGGCAAUAGACGUGAACUCUGUAUAUAGUACCUUUAAUGUCCAGUAUGGACAGAAGGGAUGAUUAUUACAGCAAGCAAACACUUUCUUUCUUUGUAUAAUGUGGGAAACUAACACUUGUUUUAAGACAGGCUUAAAUUAUUAGCCGACCCUUUAGUGCAGCAUGGUCUCAGCGUCUGACUCUCAUGCUGCCUCUUUAUGCCUUAAACAAUAUAAAGACAGUGAUUAACUUGUAUUGUGAUAUUUAAUGGUACACACUGUCUAGGAGAAACGGUUAUCUUUGAGUCUCCAAUAUGUUAUUUUGUAAAACUCAGGCUCUGUGUUAUUGGUUAAGUUGUGGUGACGUUCAGAUGGACAUCUGCCGGAUCACCGUCAGACAUGUCUCCUGUGUCUUUUACACUCAUUUAGUGUCACACAAUCGUAGAUAGAGCAUUGCUUGAAUGUUCAACACCAUUUUGACACGUUUACACCUCCAUGAUCAAUUCUUGUUUGAUUUGAUGAAAACGUUGUCGCUGCAGUGAUGUACAGGUGUACUCCAGGACACUAUGACAUCACUGUUGGGUGUGGUUACAGGAGCAACAGAUGGAACUUUCAGCCAGAAAGGCGAGUGAAACACAGAUGUUCAGCCUGGUGUUAAGUUACUCUUCAUGGUUUGAAUUAGAAUACACAUCUUUAAUUCUUUAAGCACUUUCUGAUACACUGUUAUUUUCCUGAUAUUAUGGGGUUGUUGAAGCAGUUUUAGGGGAGGGUCUAAAGACAAUACUUAUCACAAUGGAGCAAAUGUGAAUUUGACAUUGUUGAUGAGAAUCUCAGAGUUACACAACCAUUUUACCCUCCAAGCCUCCUACUUCUUCCACUCAGACGACCACUCCCACUCUGAGAGGAUUUACCUACCCCACCAAAAUAAUGCUUCCCCAAAUAUGCAACAUGAAAAAUGUUUUCUCCUCCUCAUUUUGACACGUUUAUCUCGCUCAAAACAAACAGUGUACUUGUCGUGACCCAUGCACGAGCAUGCAAGGCUGUGGGACAUGUCAGAUAUGUAUUAUAUAUAUAUACGGCGACAGCCAUUUGUGAAAUGUGAUGCUGCAACCAUUUUCAAUCAAAUCAAAUUGAAAUAGCUUUUGUGAUGCUGGCCCUCGUAUGGUAUUUUAGUGAACUGAGGUACUGUGACAGUAUUGACAGGAAAUAUUGGAUAUAACUGUAAAUAUAAUACCGUAGGACUUUGUGACGGGCUCUGGUAUCUUUUAUUAUUAUUUGUAAUAACUUAUUUUUACACUUAGAGUAGAUCCAAUCAUUGUUUGUUCUAUGUGUGUCAUAUUGUUUUUCAGUGUGCUGUUGGCCAUCAGUUUGCUUUAAGUGGUGACCCCCAACCGAAACAGUCAUGGUAUUCAUAUGAUUGUAUUAUUAUCAGUCAAGUUAAUAAGUGACACAUUCAUUAAACUGGCCAGAUCUCAGGUUUCUUUUUUUUUUUCUUUAAAAAAAUGUAAAAAUAUAAAUGUAUGAAUUGAAAAUUUUAUUUUUUUGAACACUGCAAUGAACCUGUGAUCUUAUUGGCUUUAUUCUGUUUUAACCAGUCUGGCAGCUGACGGAGAACACUGACACUAGGAGGCCUGUGGACUUCCUAAAGAAGGCCCUAGAGUACCCUCUAGUGGUCAAGGCUGGAAGCAACAACUUAGUGGCCCGUUUGAAGUCUUCUAUUUUUCUGUGAAAUCUUUACUUUGAUUUGACUGAUCCAGCGUAUGAAUGUUCAGGAGAAUAGCUGGUUCUGUUGAACAGAGUGUCUGUUUCUUUAAAGAAAACACUUUUGAGUGUUAUUGUUUAUAUUGAUUCUGUAUAGAUUUUAGAUGUGCUUGUAUCAAAAAGUCCACUAAGUUAAGUUAAAUUAGGGGUUGAUUUAAAUUUGAUGGACACAGUAUGGUUGUUCAGUGCGAGUAUGGCCAUACACGCAGAUAUCCUCUAAAAAUCGUUAUUAAUUUAGAGGUUUCUCCAUCUGAGGUCUCCCAGUCAGACAUGAACAUGCUGGCAUAUUUCUUAGAUUUCUAAAAAAUGAUUUCCCAUUAAAUUCAAACUGAAUACUAGUCUAA